AUGUCUUCGAACGGCUCGCUCUCCUCCGGUAUCGAUAUCUCCCUACCCACGAACCGACCGAGCGAGAACGGGACAUGGACUCCAGAGCUUGAUCAGGAGCUGCGCGCUAGAGAAGCAUCGAACAUCCAGACCAAACCCCAGAAUGCUAUUGCGCCCGAGUUCUUCCGUCACGGCAAGCGCUCGCUUUCGGGCAUCGCUGUGCGUGCUUUCUGCCUAGGAUGCGCUCUGGCUUUUGGUCUGUUCGGCACUGUUCUGCUCGCAUACAACGGCAGCCAUCUAUGGCGACCGUUUUUGUUCCUCAGCACGCUCUCUCUUUUCCACUUCCUCGAGUUCUACACGACAGCCGCCUACAACACCCCGAUCGCAUACAUCGAUUCCUUUCUACUCACAAAUGGCGACCAAUACCGACAAGCCCACGCGGUGGCCUUCGUUGAGACGCUUGUAACGUCGUAUCUUUUUCCUGGUUAUCAAUCAACGAUCCACCCACCGUGGUUGAUCGCAUUGGGCAUAGCGAUGAUUGCGGUGGGACAAGCUGUUCGUAGUACGGCUAUGAUGCAAGCAGGCACCAACUUCAACCACCAAGUUCAGUCGCGUAAGAAUGACGGACAUGAGUUGGUAACUCAUGGUGUCUAUCGCUACUUCCGUCACCCUUCAUAUUUUGGCUUCUUCUGGUGGGGCAUUGGGACACAGAUCAUGCUUGGCAAUACUGUCUGCUUCUUUGGAUUUACCGGUGUGUUAUGGUACUUCUUCAUGAAGCGGAUUACUCAUGAAGAAAGGUUUCUAAUCAAAUUCUUCGGCAAUGAGUACGAGGCGUACAGGGCACGAACUCGCGUUUGGAUACCUUUUAUCUAA
Molecule: messenger RNA, 852 nt
Organism: Alternaria arborescens
Lineage: Eukaryota; Fungi; Ascomycota; Dothideomycetes; Pleosporales; Pleosporaceae
Exons: 2
Coding region: 1-852 (283 amino acids)
Biological process (GO): C-terminal protein methylation
Cellular component (GO): endoplasmic reticulum; membrane
Molecular function (GO): protein C-terminal S-isoprenylcysteine carboxyl O-methyltransferase activity
Source: RefSeq, a predicted model, not a curated record